Triplophysa dalaica is the source of this 2319-nucleotide messenger RNA. It is a transcript of the gene gabpb2a, whose product is annotated as GA binding protein transcription factor subunit beta 2a. NCBI's taxonomy places the organism in Eukaryota, Metazoa, Chordata, Actinopteri, Cypriniformes, Nemacheilidae. Bases 113 to 1336 code for a protein of 407 amino acids. Gene Ontology annotation, molecular function: protein binding; transcription cis-regulatory region binding. Gene Ontology annotation, biological process: positive regulation of transcription by RNA polymerase II. The record is from RefSeq and is a predicted model, not a curated record. The transcript is spliced from 8 exons. Gene Ontology annotation, cellular component: nucleus.
GCGCUUAAACGCAGAGACAUGUUUAUGUUUAGCCCGUCGAGAAACACAAUCUGGAACAUUAUAUAGCGCUUUGAUUUCCACCUAAUAGACCUCCAACAAACAGGUUGAAACGAUGUCAUUGGUGGAUUUGGGAAAGCGUCUUUUAGAAGCAGCUCGCAAUGGUCAUGAUGAUGAAGUCCGAACGCUGAUGGCCAAUGGGGCUCCAUUCACUACUGACUGGCUUGGAACUUCUCCGUUGCAUUUAGCUGCUCAGCAUGGCCAUUACUCCACCGCAGAAGUUUUGCUUAGAGCGGGUGUCAGCAGAGAUGCCCGAACAAAAGUAGACCGGACCCCACUGCACAUGGCGGCCACAGAGGGCCAUGAAGUCAUUGUUGAGUUAUUAAUCAAGAGUGGAGCGGAUAUCAAUGCAAAAGACAUGUUGAAGAUGACCGCCCUCCACUGGGCCGCCCAGCACGGUCACCACAGCGUUGCCAAGCUAUUGAUCAAGCAUGGCGCUGAUGUUCACACCCUCAGCAAAUUUGACAAGUCAGCCUUUGAUAUCGCAGUCGACAUACAACAUGGCGAACUUGUGCACCUAUUACAGGAGGGAAUGCAGAAUCAGGUAAACAGAAAUGCUGAAAUGUCAAUCACCAAUGGCGGCGGCGCACAGCAGUUCAUCAUCCAGGGCGUUCCCAACAUUCAAGGGGGAGUCGUCAACCUCGCCGACUUCAUCAAAAGCAGCUCAGGUGACACAGAGGAGGCUAUGGCUGUUAGCGCGUUGGACUCUGGAAUCCAGCAAGUGGUGAAUGAAUCUGGUCAGAGGGUUAUAACUAUAUUAACAGAUCAACACGGAAACCUACAAACCAAUGGACUUGGUCAGCCUUUCUUUGUCACGAUGCAAGAUGGACGACAAGUAUUGGCAGUUUCAACCAAUCAAAUUGCAGAGGAAGUGGUGGAGGACUCUGAACCUCCUGCCCGUAAAAGGAAAAUUGAGGAAUCAUCCAAUCACACAGAUGCUGGUGAAACGGAGCAUCUCCAGUGGCAGUUACAAGAAGCCAACAGGAAAGCUCAAUCCUAUCGACAACAGCUACUUCGCAAAGAGCAGGAAGCUGAAGAGUACCGCAUGAAACUGGAGGCCAUGUCUAAUGGACAGACCAACGGCAACUCUGAUCUGACGCAGGAGCAGGUCGUGUUUGUACAGGAAGAGGUGGGUAUAGAGGAAGCGACUGAGGGAGAGGAGGAAGUCGUCAUGUUUUCAGAAGGUGGCGUCGUCAUUAAAACAGAAGAGAUCGAUUCCUCUGAUGAGCAGAUAACUCUGGUGGAAGCCACAUCAGGUCACACAGAAGUCAUAUCAUAGAGGACAUCCCGAGAGUGUGGACUCCAUGAUCAGACAACCAAAGAGUGCAUCAGCACAGUUUUGGUUAACUUUUUAUUUUUGCAAUUAAGUCCUUUUGUAAUUUAUUUCCUUCUGUUUUGCUUAGUGUUUUCCUUGCAUCGAAAGUUCAAAAAGGAACAAUUGCAGUGCGCAUUGUGCUCGCACACAGAAAUUUUGUCACAGUUGGUGUUGUUCAAGACAAAUGAAAAACACUCAGGUUGGACCUCUUAAACUCCACUAGAAAUAUUGCUGCCUUAUUCGAACCGUGUUAUCAAUUUAACAUUUUCUCAGACUUAAGGUUUUGUUUUUGUAAGUAAUAUGGAUUGGAAAUGAACUUGUGCAUUAAGUAUUUGUAGGCAUGAGGGGAAUGUAAUUGAAACCCAAGACUCACCAAAUCAAUAAACUUUCAUAUUUCCAUUGGCCCAUUUAUAAAAAUGAUCUGUGAAAAGUGCCUUUGCUCUGAAUAUUUUUUCCAUAUUUAGGAUGCAGUUGCUGCCACAAUCUACUGCAAUGAGUUUUUGACAAGAAACGUCCAAUGCAAUUGCCAUUCACAGCAUAUUAAAGUAAUAUUACUAGAGGUAACAUGUACAUUAUGUUGGCUAUGUUUUAUUAAUCGUAACUAAAGAAUGAAGUUGGAAGAGAUCUUGUGCAUAAGGCAAGUGUAGUGCUUACAAAUGUAUGUAAAAUAUAAUUUCAGUAUCAGGGGUUUGUAUUAAUUUAGCCUGUAUAAGUAAAGGAGAGUUCUGAAUAAUGACGUUCUGAUGUGUAUAUGAACUUUGUCUUUAAUGUAGUAAUUCUAAUUACACCUUCCAUACAAUUGUAAGACAUUACCGUCCUUUCAACAUUGUAAUGAACCACAGAUAUACUGGCACUACAGUUUAAAAGAAAUCCACCCCACUUGUAUUAUGUGCUUACAUGUAUAAAGCUUUUCACCUAUUUUUUAAUAAAAAUCUUGCGAUGAUCAA